CGCGUUCAGCCUGGUUCCUGGUUCCUGGGCACCCCUGGAACUGAUCAGCCGAGCUCUGGUGGCAUGUGACACAUGCAGAUGGAGUUGGGCUUGGGUUCCUCCAUUUUUCAGUGGAGGUGAGGGAAGAUGAUAUCGCAGGAGAUGUGUUGAGGCAGGUUUUCUGGAUGGGAUCAUGGACAUCAAAGCAUAUUUUGAAAGAAUUGGUUAUAAGAACUCUAGGAAGAAAUUGGACUUGGAAACAUUAACUGACAUUCUUCAGCACCAGAUCCGAGCUGUUCCCUUUGAGAACCUUAACAUACAUUGUGGAGAACCCAUGGAGUUGGGGUUACAGGCCAUUUUUGAUCAAAUUGUGAGAAGGAAGCGUGGAGGGUGGUGUCUCCAGGUCAAUCAUCUUCUGUACUGGGCUCUGAGCACAAUGGGUUUUGAGACCAUGGUAUUGGGGGGGUAUGUUUACAACACUCCAGCCAAAAAAUAUAGCAGUGGCAUGAUUCACCUUCUACUGCAGGUGACCAUUGAUGGUAGGAAAUACAUCGCUGAUGCUGGGUUUGGACGAUCCUACCAGAUGUGGGAGCCUCUGGAGUUAGUUUCUGGGCAGGAUCAGCCUCAGGUGCCUUGCGUCUUCCGUCUGACAGAAGAGGAUGGAAUCUGGUACCUGGACCAGAUCAGGAGAGAGCAGUAUGUUCCCAAUGAAGACUUUCUUAAUUCUGAUCUCCUGGAAAAGAAUACAUACCGAAAAAUCUACUCCUUUACUCUUGAACCUCGAACAAUUGAAGAUUUUGAGUCUAUGAAUAUUUACCUGCAGGAAUCUCCAUCAUCUGUGUUUACAAGCAAAUCAUUUUGUUCCUUGCAGACUCCAGAAGGGGUCCACUGUUUAGUGGGCUUCACCCUCACCUAUAGGAGAUUCAGUUAUAAGGACAAUGUAGAUCUGGUAGAGUUUAAGACUCUGGAUGAAGAAGAAAUAGAAGAAGUGCUGAAAAAUAUAUUUAGUAUUUCUUUGGAGAGAAAGCUUGUGCCCAAACAUGGUGAUCGAUUUUUUACUAUUUAAGAUACAAAACAAAUCUAUUUAUAUUUAUUACCCAGCUCACCCAACUGAUGACCUAUCAUAUUUCCUCUAAACCCCUACAUUUUUUUGAAGGAAAUCCUGGAUGUGAAAUCAUUUCACCCAUAAAAAAUGCCAGCAUAUCUAAUUAAAUAUCUUUUUAUAGAAACAUAACCACACACAUUUUCAAAUGAAUAAUAAUAAAGGUGUUGUAAGGUUAGUCUGUGGUAAUCUUGGGAACCAUAUGGUUUAUGCUAGAGAAGUUGGAAUAUUGUGUUAUUUUUUAAUUGAUAGAAAAAAUUUAGUAGUGAUAGGUAAGUAUUGUGGAAAAACUUACUGUCUAUAAAAUAUAUUAAAUCAUUGUUUGGCUAAUACGAUGCGAAUAAAACUUCUUGUUUGGAAGACAUAGGAUAUUAUGGGGUGAGGUGAUAUUUCCUCAAUGGAAUCAUCCUCUCGUCUUUUUUGUCUCC
Messenger RNA from Nycticebus coucang (slow loris), 1509 nucleotides. Its product is annotated as arylamine N-acetyltransferase 1. NCBI's taxonomy places the organism in Eukaryota, Metazoa, Chordata, Mammalia, Primates, Lorisidae. The transcript has 3 exons. The record is from RefSeq and is a predicted model, not a curated record. Gene Ontology annotation, molecular function: acetyltransferase activity. Bases 173 to 1045 code for a protein of 290 amino acids.